AAAACAAUUGUUGAUGAUAUUAAAUUGUAGGAGCAAAACGUGUAAACAUGUUUUGGUCUAAAGUUGGUACACUAUAAAUAGCUGCAAAUUUUGAAGUCAUUUGAGUGGUGACUGGUGUCAGGGGAAGCUCAAACCCAGAGCAGCAAAACAACAACAAAAAUUUCCAAGAAUAGAGAGAAAAGAGGGAAAUAUUAAAGGAAAAAUGGUGAGAACACCUUGCUGUGAUAAAACUGGACUGAGGAAAGGAACCUGGACUCCAGAGGAAGACCGGAAACUAAUGGCUUAUGUUACCAGAUAUGGCUGCUGGAAUUGGCGUCAACUCCCAAAGUUUGCUGGUCUGGCAAGGUGUGGAAAGAGUUGCAGGCUGCGAUGGAUGAAUUAUUUAAGGCCUAAUAUCAAAAGAGGAAGUUACAGCAAGGAAGAAGAAGAGACUAUCAUCAGAUUACAUGACUCAUUGGGAAACAGGUGGUCUGCCAUUGCUGCGCAGUUACCAGGAAGAACAGAUAACGAAGUAAAGAACCAUUGGCAUACAACUCUGAAGAAGCGCUUUAAACAUAAACCAUCAGCAGCAGCAAAAGAUGGGAAAGAUAACAGUAGUCAAGAUCCAAAACUCAGGCGUGGGACAAGUCGAGAGAAAGAAGAAACAAAGCUAAACGACGUUGAUCAUCUUCUAAUAAGUUCCCCAAAUCCUCCUUUGAUACUUGAAAGCUCACUCUCAUCUCAACAACCAGCCUCAAGUGAUCAAAACUCCUCCAUCACUACAGAUAACACAGUUGUAUCAAGCAAAUUAGACUCGGGUUCAGACGAUAAUAGUACCACAACCAAUACCAAUACCGAUAUCCAUACCGAUACCUUGUUAGAAGCCUACGAGGCAGAAAGUAGCAAUUUCUGGACAGAACCAUUUUUGUCCGACAUUAAUUACAUGUGGAGUGAUGUAUCGUCGGUAGUACCCUAUGAAGCUGAUCAGUUUCCAUUACUCGAUGGAGAAAUAUUAUACCCUUUUGAUUUCUACGAUCAGCUUCAAGGCCUCGACCUCUAAUUAGACACCCAUUUUCUGGUUUUAUUAUUUCCCCUACAUAAUCUGAUAAUCUUAGCCAUUGUUGUUGUUUGAA
Molecule: messenger RNA, 1112 nt
Organism: Gossypium arboreum
Lineage: Eukaryota; Viridiplantae; Streptophyta; Magnoliopsida; Malvales; Malvaceae
Product: transcription factor MYB4-like
Exons: 3
Coding region: 203-1039 (278 amino acids)
Source: RefSeq, a predicted model, not a curated record